AAACAGCAGGCUGUGCCCUGACUGGCUGCGCCGGCAAAUCUCCCCCUUUCCCAAGUAAACUGCAUGCAAAAAUCCCACAUGAUCAAGCAGCAGCGCCCGUGCCGCGAGCUGGCUGCUGCGCCUCCUCCGCGCCGCCAGCCCUCGCACGCACCCGCCGCCAGAGCCCGCCCGGCCGCACACGCGUGUGCAUGCAUGUGUGCGUGUGCACCGCGCUGCGCCCUGCCGCCGCCGCGGCCCCUUGCACACGCGCGUGCACGGCGGCACCCGGCGCGCCGAGGUUCUCCUAGGCUGCUGCUGCCGGAUUUGCACGCCGUGAAGGAACCGGUCAUUGCAAAAGGGGGCGUGACUGUUUAAAGAUUUUUUUUUCCUCCCAUAAAGCAUUUUUUUUUUUUUGCAAAACUGACUUUUGCCCCUCCAAUCCUCGUCGCUCUUUACGAUCCCUCCCUGCCUGCCGCUGCAUUCAAGUUUAUUUAUUUGCCUGCUGGCGUGGUAUAUUUUUCCUUGCUGCUCUUGCUGCUGCUUCAGAGGGAAAAGGGGAGCAGCUGUCGGGCAAGACCGAGAAGAAGAAGAAGUGGGGAUUUUUUUCGAUCUCCUUAUGUAGUCAUCUGAGGGGUGGAUUCCUCUUCGCCCACCCCCUCCCUGCUCCCUCAAACUGUUCUGUCCUUCCGCAGAAGUUGAUGUUCCUGGGACUGGACCCGGCUCGAGCACAGAGACGCUGCGCGCGGCUGCAGCCGGCGAUUCCCGCACCUCGCCGCGUCGCUGCCUUCGCGCCCUGUGCAGGAGAGGCGCGCCGACACCAGCACCGCCGGCGGAGUUGGCAGGCUUGAUCGUCCGCUUCUCCGGGGUUUUGCUCUUCUGCACGCCCUCUCAUAGAACAUUUUUCCCCAUCUCCUUGGUUUCCACGCCGCAAUAUUUCUUGGAUUGGCCUCUUUUUUUCGUUGCUUUUUUUUCCGCCUUUGCUGCUGCUCAGUCCUUGGUGCAUCCACCGCCCAGGAACAGGAAGGACAAGAAAACCACUCCACAAAGUCUCCUUCAAGACACUCUGCGUGCUGCAGAACAGGCUCCCCAACUCCAUCAGCGCAGCAGACAAACUCCUCAGGGUUUCUGCUCCCCCUCGCUUUGUUUUUUCUCUUUUCUUUUUUUUUUUUUCCGGGGGGCGGAGGGCGAGGAAGGAAGACACAAACUUUGUACUUUCCGAGCCGCUGGUACUUCUCGCCCGUCGCCCGUCCGGCUGCCUUUAACACACUGCCAGGACCCCCCGCGGGCUCCCGCUGCGAAGCGCUGCUCCCCCCCCGGCCGCGGCCCCCCGCGCCCCGCCGCCCCCCGCCCGGGGGCCGCGCACCCGGCCGCGCCGCUAGCGCCAGCGCCGCCUCCGCGGCCGCUCUUCGGCGGCGGCGCAGCGGCGCCCCUCGCCCGCCGCGCCCGGGGGGGCCCGGUGCAUGUCUCGCCGUGGGCUCCGCACGGGACUCCCGGUGAAUGAGCGCCGCCCGCCGCCUGCCGCCGCUCCGCGCCUCGGCUCCCGCCGGCCCCUGCCGGGGUGAGGCUCCCUGAGCGCCGCGGACCGCGCUACCGCGCCGCUGCCCCUCUGCGGCGGGAGGCGGCCUCGGCUCGCUGCGGCGCGGCGCCGGCGUGUGCCCGCGUCUCGCUGCUUUUCGCUUGCCCCCCCAGCUGGGCCCCUUCCCGCAUCGCCGCUGCUCGCCCGGCGCGAUGCUGCACGUGGAGAUGCUGCUGCUGGCGGCCGCGGCGCUGUGGGUGUGCGUGCGCGGGCAGGAGCCCGGCGCCAAGGCGGUGGCCGACCGCUACGCCGUCUACUGGAACAGCACCAACCCCAGAUUCCAGAGGGGUGACUACCACAUCGAUGUGUGCAUCAAUGAUUACCUGGAUGUGUUCUGCCCUCACUAUGAAGAUUCAGUGCCAGAAGACAAGACCGAACGCUAUGUUCUUUACAUGGUGAACUUUGAUGGUUACAGCUCCUGCGAUCACACCUCCAAAGGAUUCAAGAGGUGGGAGUGUAAUCGGCCGCAUUCACCAAAUGGACCAUUGAAGUUUUCAGAAAAAUUCCAGCUCUUCACUCCCUUCUCACUAGGAUUUGAGUUCAGGCCAGGCCGGGAAUAUUUCUACAUCUCUUCUGCGAUCCCAGAUAAUGGAAGGAGAUCCUGUCUAAAGCUUAAGGUCUUUGUGCGACCGGCAAACAGCUGUAUGAAAACUAUAGGUGUUCAUGAUCGUGUUUUCGAUGUUAACGACAAAGUAGAAAAUUCAUUAGAACCAGCAGAUGAUACCGUACAUGAGUCAGCCGAGCCAUCCCGUGGUGAGAACGCAGCACAGACACCGAGGAUACCCAGUCGGCUUUUGGCAACUCUAUUGUUCCUCCUGGCAAUGCUUCUGAUAUUAUAGCACAGUAUGCUCCAGCAACCUGUCGCAGAAAAUAUCAGGGUCUUGGAACAUCAAAGAUCCACCUAACUGCUCAUCCCAAGAAAGGGACUUUAUAUUGGUUUUGCAGAUGUCAAAUUGUUAUUUUUUCUUUUCCCUUUUUUCCCCUUUCAGCUUGAACUCUGAGCAAGAAUUUGAGGGGAAUAACUAGUUUCAGCACCCAUCCCUACCCUGUGACUUUCUUAACCCCUCCAAACAAAUAAAAGGACUCCAAAUGAAAAUGCCAAAUUAUAAUAGUGACACUAGUGAUUCUUAUUUUCCUCUGCAUUCUCCUUUAAGAAGUCACCGCUGUUAGCUCACUGUGUCAUCUGUAUGUGGACAAGAAUAGUGGCAGAUGCAGUCAGUGAAGGAUAAGGAAAUUCAAUGAAAGCCUGGGAGAGAUUUACUCUCCCAUACAAUAUUUAUGCCUUCUCAUUCAGCACUGUAAGAUGAUCGUGCAAGGCAUCGUGUCACCAUGUCAGGACUGGAGGGGAGAUAUUAACAAUAGAUAUAAUAUAACACCAUUUCCUCUAGGAGUUUCUAAAUGAAUGGGCUUCUAAAAGGAAAAGACAAUGUUUCUUACAGGACUGUCUUGAAACAUCUUUGACAGUAAAAUUUGUGCUUAGCAGUAGAAGUGCUGUCUUUGGUGAGAGGAAGAAGUUAAUAUUUAGGAAUGUUAGCACACAGCAGGCAAGGUCAGAUUUAGGAAACUUCACUGGGGGUAUGAGUGCCUCUGUUAUUUCUGUUUAAGUGGAUAGUGCAUACCAGAUUAUUUUAUUUCAAAACAGAUCACCAUGGUGCUACAAUUUUUUUUUUCUUGAAAUGCAAAGAGGCAUUUUUGAGAAUAAAGUGACCUUCCCCAGCGCUGACUUAGUAGCUGUUUAGCCUUGGAUGCUGCUCUGGGUGUUAAUACAUGCUAAGAGAGGAGGACAUCAGCGGCCAGAGGAAACCUGUUUGGGACACAGGAUCUUCAGUGUGCUCUUGAUUUGUCUCCCUGCAAGUUCCUCAAUCAUGGGAAUAAAACCCAAGUAGAAGAAGCCAGGACAGCCUAGUAGCAUUGUUUGGUGGGGGAAAGAAAAGAAGUGUGGAAUAUGAAUUCAAGUGUUGAUUUUAUAUCUUUUUUCCCCUUCCAGCACAAUUUGAAGAGUAGAGGAAACGUGUUUAUCAGCAGGAGAUAAACUAGAUGGGCUCCCAAAGACUUAACAAAAUAUUUUUUUAAAAAUCCACUAGAAUAGAAAAUACAUUAUUUAGAUAUACUUUAUGCUGAGAGUGAGUAUAUAUGCUUGUCCUAUUUAAACUUGUGAGAGAAGUGGUAGCCCUUGAUGCAAUUAGGAUAUGGAACUGUCUUGUUUGAUGGAAUUGAGAGGGACCCUGUUUAAGGAAUCUGAACCUUGGCUAAGGUAGAACUUGAAAAAGUCACCUGCCAGGAAAUGCAAGCCUUAGGGUUUUUUUUUUUUUUUUUGGCAAGGCUGCCAUGAAAUUUGAACUGCAAAGCAUAAUCAGGGAAAUAUCAGACCAACAUUGAAACAAAGCUUUUCUAGCAGAAACUGUGAUAGUUAUGUUAAAUGCAAAACAAAAUACAGAACACAAACAAAACAAGGAUUUUCUAUAUUAAUUCUGAAGAAAAUGUCUGGUAUAACAAAAUUGAGCGAUACCAUAAAUGGACAGCAUUUUGUGAUUUUUUGUUUUUAAAUGAAGAAAAGCUUUCCUGAAGUUGUAAGCAGCCUAUUAUUCAAGAAAGGAGGAAAGGGGUUAAGAUGUUAAGAUGUAAAGGGAGGUUGUAUGCAUGUUAAAGUAUCUGGACUUGCCUGAUACCGUACAGUAUGUCAAUUAAUGCAGAGCCUGCACUUACAGCAGGAAUCCAGGAAAUUUCCUCGAGUACCCAGCACAUGCAAUAAGGAGAGCCUGGCUAAACACUGACGGAUGUCAUUGUCUCGUUACAGCCUAGUUGGUACUCUGCUCUCAAUAAUGUGUGUGCACUUGGUGCAUGCGCUACUCCUACUACUUUCAGGUAGGAAUUAAAGAGGUUUGGAAGAGGUGAGCUGGAGGAUCAAAAUGCACCUUGCUGAAUGGAUUACUGACCAGAGUACAGAUGGUACUGCAUGAUACGUGACCAUAUUAAAAUGAUUCAUAACAAUUGUAGACAGUCAUACUGACAGUACCAAUUUCAUUUAGAAAUGGUGACCUUAUUUUUUCAUCCUUUGUCUCUAAAUGAUGUUGGACUUUGAGAUGUAUGUUUAUCCGCAGCAAGUUUUCUCCGCUAGUGUCACUCCUCGUGAAGUUCAGCCCUUCACUUCAUCAUAUAGCCAUGCUAAUUAGAUAAGCGAUAGCAAGAGUGGUGCAGCCAAUAGGCAGAUCCCUGCAUUACGGAGUGACAAGCUUACUAGACAUCAGUUUGAUACUUGAUGGCAUCAGGCAAUCCCACUCGUACCAAGUAAAUAAGUGCUGAUGGGUUUUGUGUUGAGCUGCAAAUCUCUGGAUGCUUUGAAGGAUGUUGGUGCGAACUGUAAGCAGAUUUCUGCUCCCCUCCGCUUUAUCUACCCCAUCUGAGGGAGUCGCGCGCUCUCAGUCUAGGUAGUUCACCCCUAUGACCUGCACUCCUGGUUGCCAAGGGCAUUGCAACGUGAAGCUGGGAAAUAUGGAUCAGUCAGUUUAGUGGAUACUGUGUAUCCUUUAAUAGACAAGGUAACAUUUCGUGUUAGUUUAGAAUAUUGUUUUGUACUGUACUUUCUUGGAUGGCAAAGGAAAGAUGAUUAAAACUUAAAGCUAUGUUCUUUAAAUUCUGUAUUAUUAGCAACCUCUGUUGUAUAUAGUGUUUGAUAAUAAAGUAUUAAUUUGAUUCUUAUGUCUUUUGUAAGUGAGAACAAUAGACUUUCAGGAUAUUAAAAUCACGCAUUGAUUACAAGACAGAGCUUUGAAGCAUCAAGUGUGAUCAUGGCUGAGAACUGAGUGACAAGUGGCCAUGACACCGCAGCAUACAGGACUCAUCUGUGAAAAUCGUUCAUCUAUUGCAAGACUUCACAAUGUCAAGACCUGGAACAUGACUUUUGAUGAUCAAUGUUUUGUCCUCAGUGUUUAAAGGUCUGAUGUUGGAGCCCUGUGGUUUCUGUGUUAGUUUUUUGUUCUUUUUUAUCAUGUUUUUUUCUAAAAAGGCUUUGGGGACCUAACAACUCUUCUAUUCUUUUGUUUCUCUCUUUUUUUCUUUUUAAAAGUUCUCUUUCCCUAUUUUCCUUCUGGUUUUGUUUCCAUGAAUAGUUUUUACAGAAAGGAUCUUGCCAGUGUCAUGUGUGAUAUGUGUACGUACUUGAUUCCAAAACAACUAGAGACAACUUUGGGAGGGAUCAAAUGUAGAUUAUUUCUUUUCCAGUAUAAUUGUGGAAGGAAAGGGGUUGUAUUUGUACCUGUUGAUUCCCACCCCUAGCCCUUAAAACUGAACUUUAUCCAUUGCCUUGUGAGAGCAAUGGUUCAGUCGCUUUCAGAAACUUAGAAAAGAGCGUUAACAACCCUCCACACUUCUCUCCCCUCUCCCUGCCCUUCCUCCUCCUCCUCCUCCCCCCCCCCCCCUUUUUUUAAUUUGGAGCUGUGAAUGAGCAGAUCUGUUUCUGGUCUGGCAUCACCGAGUUUUUCCCAUGCAUUCGCCCCCGAGCUUCUCGGAUGUGAGACAAAUCUCCCUACAAUAGGCUUGCUGCCAUUGUCUGUACAGUUUAAUAGAUGCUGGCAUGUUGGAGGUUACCCAUGAGUCUGCGAAAUCCGCUUUCCAUGCUUACUCUUGACACCCCAUUGAAGCCACUCAUUGUGUGUGCAUCUGGGUAUGAAAGUCCAGCUCAGUGUGGUCCUGUGCUUGUACUGCCCUGCUUUGCAGUUUCUUUGCACUUAUUCAUUGAGUGCUGUUUUUGAAAUGCUUACAUUAUAUGAACUUAAAAUGUUAAAAAAAAAAACAACCCCCCCGCCCCAUAAGAUCUGUAUUUGUAUAUACACGUGUCCGUACAAUUAUACUUAAAUAAAAUUAAAGAUUUUCAUCAUUUUAA
This is a messenger RNA of Dromaius novaehollandiae (emu), 6437 nucleotides long. RefSeq names its product ephrin-A5. Bases 1708 to 2394 code for a protein of 228 amino acids. Gene Ontology annotation, biological process: regulation of cell-cell adhesion; axon guidance; ephrin receptor signaling pathway. Gene Ontology annotation, cellular component: external side of plasma membrane; plasma membrane. The record is from RefSeq and is a predicted model, not a curated record. Lineage: Eukaryota; Metazoa; Chordata; Aves; Casuariiformes; Dromaiidae. The transcript has 5 exons. Gene Ontology annotation, molecular function: ephrin receptor binding.